UUUUAUGAGCAUCUCUUAUUAUGUGUUUGAGUUUUAUAUUAAACACAUAUUUCUCAAUUUGUGUAUGUACGAUGGCUUUAAUGUGCACCAGUGCGUACCGAGUGCAUUCAAUCGAAUUCAUUAUAAUGAACGAUAAAGAGGCGCUCGGAUAAAAUGUUUGCACGAUGCUAGUACAUUCUGAUAUCCAGCCAACUCCUCGUCUGACGUAACUCCUAUCUGACAGCACAUCGCGAUCCGCACGCUGUGCGAAUAUUGUGCUUGUAAAAGCGCCAGUAAUCAGACUUAAAAUUUCGACUACACGUCGUGACCAAUCGUGACAGCACUAUGCAAACAUCACCUGCUUUAUCGUACAAAAUGACAUAAUAACUGCAGCGUAUUGACUGUGCUAUACAUUGGCACAAUGUGCUGGCAUGCGAGGUUAUUUAGGGAUACUUAAAGCACGUAAAAACGUUCAAUCCGAACGCAGGUCGCAGCCUUGGCGAGUUGCGAGUGUCUUCCGACAGGCGGCGCGUUGUCAACGCAAGCGGCUGAGCUACAACGAACGAACGAGACGAGUGGCUGUGUCUCUGAAAUAUCACUGGCUAAGUGAACCCCCGUGACACGGGCCCGUGUUGGGGACCAAGGCCAAUAUAAAGGAAGAAGAACGAGCAGCGAACGAGUGAGCGAGCGAGCGAAGUGUGUCGUUGUCGUCGGCAGCGAACAGCGAUUAACGAGCGGAGCACGAACGCGUCCUGACUCCUCUGCCUUGCGCGUUUAGUGGUCGUAAAUCUCGGAGGAAGAUGCCGCAGCCUCACGGACGGCUAAUUUAGCUUGAUUUAGCUGCUGGCUGCUGCUGCUGCGGAUGGAAGAACGGCUACGGGCUACGCCAGAUACCGUGAUUCGGAUGCGACUUGGAAGAAACGCUCGGCCAGGAAGAGAACUCGCUCAACCGGGAAGAGAAGCCUCUACGUUGACAGGCCACUACACGCCAAGAGGGCACGGCGGGUUAUCGACACAUCAGAAAUCUGCGACAGACGCUAGGAUUUGUAGUGUAAACCUACAGAGCUACAGAGGAAGAUAUCGUUAUGGAUACCAAUUCUAAAUGUGAAAAUAAUAAAAAUACAAAAAAACGUUUAAAAAGUCAGGAAAAAAGUCUGGAAGACAUCAGAUUGGAAGAUAAUAACAAAAUUGAACAACUACUUCCAUGGUUACUAAAAUUCAAUAAAAUCAUACGUUCGUGUACAGGAAGUAGAAAUUAUGAACAUCUGGAACGAUUGGUUUUCUUCUACACCCAGAAUAUUCUUUCUAGCGUAGCAGAGAACACUGUCGAAUUUAAUGAUAAAAUUAAUUUGAUAAAAAACCAUAUUAAUAAAAUGUUAAUAUUCUUUCACAUGUAUUGGCUUGAUAUAAAACAACAGAAUGUAGAUUAUAGUCAAUAUUUAAAUAAAAUAUCAGCUUUGUUAAAUGUGUACAUAGAUAUGGAGUUAAAAACUUCUAGUCACGUCGUUAAAGAUUCUUCUGAAGUUGCUGCAAAGAUUCUUGCAGCAUUGUACAUAUAUCUAAAUAACUCGGAAGAACAUAUUUUCAGGAUAUUACUUAGAAAUACACACACAAAAAAAUAUACAAAAGUAUGCAAUCAUAUAUUUAUGAGGAGCUUUACUAAUCUCAAAACAAAAACGACGUCUAUAACCGAUGUAGCUUAUAUCAGAUAUUUGCUCGCCUUUAAAAUAUGGAGAAAAAUGGAAGAAACAGCAAAGAAGUUAAAUCUUUCUGACCAAAAGAAAAGAAUUGAUGAGUUAGCCCUAAUGCUGUUAGGACCGCGUAUGCCAAAAUUGCAAGAUGAAUUAUUGAAAUUUGUGCCUAGACCACCUAUUCAAGAAAAAAAUGAAACACUAUGGUUAAUAGAAUCGAACCAAUUUGAUAUAAAGGAAUUUCAUAAACAGUUCCUGCUAUUUGAAGACAAAAUGGAUAACUCUACAGGUUUAAAAUGUACCAAAACAAUUCAUGCUGAUCAGACUUGUUCAAAGUCUCAGAAGCAUCAGAUAAAUUCGUUAUUUCGUCCAAAUAAUUUCAAUGGAGGUACAUCUGAACAGAAAAUAAAUGAAUGCUUAGAUGGUUUACGAAAUAAUAAUACAUUAUCAAAUAAUAAAAAUAAUAAUGAUAAAUGUUUGGAAACUCAUUUACAAAAAAGUGAAUCAUUGGAAGAAAACAAUUCACACAAAAUUAUAAUAAUUGAUUUAACUGGAGAUGAUAAAGUAAAAAGAAAAAGGACUAAUCGAAAUUCAGAAUCUUCGAAAGUUAAGAAAAAUAAGAGAAACAAAAAGAAGCAUAUCAAUUCUUCAAAAUAUUCAAACAAACUUACAAAUUCCGAUGUUAAAGAACGUUCUAAUGAAGCCAACAAAAACUUAAAAGAAAAAUAUCAUUUAGAGUCUAAAUCUGUUGAUAUCAAAAGUAGUAAUGGUACAGAGAAUUGUACUUCAGUUAGCAGUGAUACCUGUAUGGAGUUUACAAAAGAGGAUGAGAAACAACACAGUUAUAACUUGCGUUAUUUGAAAUCACCAAUGUUAGACGAUCAGAAUAUUAACGAGUUGAAGGCUAAAGUGUCGAAAAAAAGUAAAUUAAAGAAUUGUGUAUCAUCUAAUAUGACAAUAGAAGAUAUAACUAGUUCUUGUGACAAUUCGGCAACACAAAAUAAGGAUGCAUUAACAUCUCAGGAAGAAAGUGCCAUGGAGACAAUACCUUUAAAAACGUGCCAAAACAAUGUUGCAGGUCAGCAGAAUUGUCAAUUUGAUUUUAAGCAAGAAUUACCAACAAGCACGGAUUGUGCGAUACAAACAUCGUGCCCGUGUUGCAAUACAAGGCAUGUCGAUCACUUUAUAAUGACUAGUUUGCAGUUUAUAACUGAUCGUAGCUCACUAAUUACGGAAAUGAUAAAACAGAAUGUAUGUCAAGUUAAUAAAUGUCCAAAGUAUUGUACAAAUGUUAUCGUGGCAAAAGCACAAGGGAAUCUGCAUAACACAUUUUACGAUAAUAAAAACGAUGUCAAAUUGACUUGCGACACAAUAAAAAAUGAUUGCAAUAAAUAUGUUUAUCUUUUGAAUCAUACUGAUAAAUGUGUCACGACUGUACACGCUGAAAAGAGAGUGCAAUGUUUAGAUAAAUCCGAUGACAAAUGUACCGUUUCAACUACAUUUACUGAAGAUCAAGUUGUAGACCCACCAUCGUAUAGCCAACAUGUCAAUUUUGGUAAUUUUGUAAAAAUAAAUGAUCACGAUAGUAAAUAUUCUGAAACUAUGAUAAAGGAACAACAAAAAGAAAGUGAUUCUUUUAUAUUAAACGAUCGAUUACAUUUCUCCAAUGUAGAAGUCGAUUGCAACAUGAAAAAAUUUUUCCCCAAAAAAGAAGAAACUAACGAGAUGACAAACAAUUAUAUAGACUUGGAGCACAAUUUCGUAAAUGAUAUUCAAAGUGAAACUCUUCUGGAAGAUGUCUUCUGGCAACCUUCUGAACAGCCCGAAAUUAAUUUAACCGGUGUACUAAAUAAAUCUGAGGACACAUGUAUUGUCUCAACUACAUUUAUCGAAGAUCAAAUUAUGGAAUCGUCAAUGGACAGUCAGCGUGUCAAUUCUGAUAAUAGAAGAAAAUGUGUUUAUGAAGAUACGAUGAAGGAACGAGGAAAAAGCGAUUGCGAUACUUUGAUGUCCUCUGAACAUACGUUUGAUACCGACUUUUUCGAAGUAGAUUCAAAAGAAAUUAGUGAAGUAAUGAAAACUAAUUGUAUAAAUGACUUUGAUGAUAUUAAUGUCUCAAAUUUUGGAAAUUUUCAAACUUUGGAAGAUUUAUUAUCGAAUGACACUACUAAUUUCCUAUCUCAGGAAUAUUUGUUUUAAUUAAAAUAUAUAUAUAUACA
Molecule: messenger RNA, 3889 nt
Organism: Trachymyrmex cornetzi
Lineage: Eukaryota; Metazoa; Arthropoda; Insecta; Hymenoptera; Formicidae
Exons: 7
Coding region: 1065-3869 (934 amino acids)
Source: RefSeq, a predicted model, not a curated record